AUGUCCACUUUUCACCUCUGUCAUCAAAUUCCAGAAGAGCUCUGGAUUGAAAUUUUCAUUUAUCUCACCGAUUCUCUUUCCUCCAUCUUUAUCCAUGUUCCUCUCACUUGCAAGAGAUUCUUCCGAAUUAUUUUUCAAAUGGAUGAUGAUUUUAAACCAUUCAUAUUACCUACACCUAAUCAACUAUGUGAUCAUCAUCCUUCUCAUCCCUCUUCUUCUUCAACCACCACAACAACCAAUAAUAGUCCGAUUUCAAAAGUAGGACGCAUAUUCUUAAAUACUUUCUUUAGAAAAGAAUUGGUGGCUUCUACAAGCAUCACAGAUCACCAUGACCAACAAAAAACACCACCCACUCUACUCCAUAAUGAUGAAUGGUUACUUUAUUCAGAUGCAACACGAGUGAACGAACCUUUGUACAAGUUAUUACUUGAAUUGUAUAGUUUGAAUAAUUUUAAUGAUGAUGAAUAUACAACAACAUUUUCAAAUAAUACUCAUGUCAACAUGAAUAGAUCUUACAGAACUUGUUUUGAAAUUUUCAAAUUAUAUGGUUUUACAACUAAUAAUUUUUUUAGGCAAGAGUUGUGUUAUACUGGAACGAUGAUUACCAAUUUGGAGGUUUACAAAAAUACAAAAACUGGAUCUCCUUCGAUGCAAGAACCUCUUAGAUGUGGAAAUACGGUCGUCAUGACAGAAAAUUUUUGUUCCUCCUCAGUGGGUGAAGCGGGUGUGAAUGUAGUUAACCGACCCAUGAUGUACGAUUCAGGAAUUCAUUAUUUUGAAUUUAUUGUACACAAGAGUGGACAGUACGACAAUUUCUUGAUUGGAAUUGUGUUAACUGAAAGAUUGAACAUUGCGAAUUGUAAACAGAUAUCGGGAGAUAAGCUUGAAGAUCGAUUUAAGAUCGAUGCAGAAUAUAGUUUUCAGUUCAGAGAUUAUCUUGGGUCGUCGAAUAGUUUUAGUAUUGCAAUUUAUGAAGAAGGAAAUUGUGUUUAUCACAAAUCUAACUCAAUAGAUAUUUGUAAUCAAAAGAAACAGUAUUGUAUUAUGGAGGAUGAGAAUAUUGUGAAAGGCAAUGGAUAUAUUAUUGGAGUUUAUUUGGAUACGAAGAAUUUUAAAAUUGCCUUUGCGAAAAAUGGAGCAUUUGUUUCAUCGAUCGAUUUUUCGCACAAAAUGAUUGAUCAUCCAAAGUAUGAGAUAGGCCAGCUUGCUUUUUAUCCUGCCUUAUCUAUGGGCCAAACAAACGAUGCCUGUACCUUUUCUACCAAGAUGUCUCUACAGAAAAGUAGUGCUAUCAAACAUGCUAUCAGAGAACUCUUAUUCGAAAAAAAGUAA
Molecule: messenger RNA, 1332 nt
Organism: Naegleria fowleri
Lineage: Eukaryota; Heterolobosea; Eutetramitea; Acrasida; Naegleriidae
Exons: 2
Coding region: 1-1332 (443 amino acids)
Source: RefSeq, a predicted model, not a curated record